AUGGCCGCCGCCGCCUCCUCCUCCGCUGCGAGAUCCUUCCUCCGGUCCAGCGGCUCAUCGUCCCUCCGCAGCGCGGCGGCAAGAGCCGCCUCGCGUGCCGGAUCUGCUCCGCUGCCGAGGCGGAUGCCCACCUCUGCCUCCCGCGCACUCCUAAGGUCGCCGGUGGAGAUGAGCAGCGUGUGCCUGGAGUCCCUGAUGCCCAUGCACAGCGCCACGGCUUCGGCGCUCAUGACGUCGCUACUCGCUGCCCCGGCUUGCAAGGGAUUCGGUUGGCUAUCAGAAGAUCGCAGAUCACCGAACGGAUCAUAUAUUGAAAUUGAAGAAACUGAAAGGAAAAGAAGAAACGUCAAGAUAGAUGAACUUCAGGGACCCAAAAGAUGGAACGUAGCAGAUUAUUAUCCCGUCACCUCAGAUCUACAGAUGGAUGAUUUGUCGUUAUUGGAGACCUGCAGUGAUGGUAUCUGGUCUGGAUUAUGGAAUACCUCGUGA
This is a messenger RNA of Miscanthus lutarioriparius, 489 nucleotides long. The record is from the annotation of a GenBank genome assembly. Lineage: Eukaryota; Viridiplantae; Streptophyta; Magnoliopsida; Poales; Poaceae.